CAUAAGGCAGUACCUAGUUCGUGUUCACCAUGCCAUCAGCAGAGCUCCACCUUCCUUUUCUUCUCCAAGAAAAACCCACCCCUUACUUUCCUUCACUUUCCCAGUAACCAAACAAGAAAUGGAAACUCCACAUAAUGAAUUCAUUUUCCGUUCAAAACUGCCAGACAUUUACAUCCCUUCCCAUCUCCCUCUCCACACUUACUGCUUCCAGAACUUGUCCCAGUUCAAAGACCGUCCCUGCCUUAUCAAUGGCAACACCGGCGAGACCUUCACCUACGCCGAUGUCGAGCUCACCGCCCGGAAAGUCGCCUCAGGUCUCAACAACCUCGGCAUCGAACAAGGCCACGUCAUCAUGCUUCUCCUCCAGAACUGUCCCCAAUUCGUCUUCGCCUUCCUCGGAGCCUCCUACCUCGGCGCCACCGUCACGACUGCCAACCCAUUUUUCACCCCGGCCGAGAUCGCCAAGCAAGCCACGGCUUCCAAAACCCAGCUCAUCAUAACACAAUCAUCCUUAGCCGACAAGGUUACGGAUUUGGCCAGAGACAGUGACAUCCAAGUGAUGUGUAUCGACGAGACGACUGAUUUCCUACUUUUCUCGGAUUUAACGAAGGCCGAUGAAGGGGGAAUCCCGGCGGUGAAGAUCUCCGCAGACGACGUCGUUGCGCUGCCUUAUUCAUCAGGCACGACAGGACUUCCCAAAGGGGUCAUGCUCACGCACAAGAGUCUCGUUACAAGUGUGGCUCAACAGGUUGAUGGAGAGAACCCUAAUCUGUAUCUUCAAAGAGACGAUGUGAUUGUGUGCGUUUUGCCUCUGUUUCACAUUUAUGCGAUGAACUCUGUGUUGCUGUGUGGGCUUCGUGUCGGUGCUGCGAUUUUGAUCGUACAGAAGUUUGAGAUAGGGACGUUGCUUGAGCUGGUAGAGAAACACCGAGUGAGCGUUGCGCCGUUUGUGCCGCCCAUCUUGUUGGCCUUUGCGAAGAACCCAAACCUGCAUCGAUACGACCUGUCGUCUAUAAGGAUGAUUUUGUCCGGUGCGGCUCCACUGGGGAAAGAGCUCGAGGAUGCUGUGAGGGCCAAGCUUCCUCAAGCCACACUCGGACAGGGAUAUGGGAUGACUGAGGCAGGGCCCGUGCUUUCAAUGAGCUUAGCGUUUGCGAAGAAGGCGUAUGGGGCAAAAUCAGGUGCGUGCGGGACCGUCGUAAGAAACGCUGAGAUGAAGAUCGUUGAUCCUCACAGUGGCCUGUCCCUUUCCCGGAAUCAAGUAGGUGAGAUUUGCAUCCGAGGCCAUCAGAUUAUGAAAGGUUAUUUAAAUGACGCGGAGGCGACGAAUAGAACAAUAGACGAAAGAGGAUGGUUGCACAGUGGUGAUAUUGGAUACGUUGACGAUGACGACGAGCUCUUCAUUGUGGAUCGCUUGAAGGAACUCAUCAAAUACAAAGGCUUCCAGGUGGCUCCUGCUGAGCUGGAAGCUCUCCUCAUUUCUCAUCCCUCCAUUUCUGAUGCCGCCGUUGUUCCGUACAUUAUUGAAUUGAGUUAUUUUAGGAUGAAAGAUGAAGCAGCCGGAGAAGUUCCAGUGGCUUUUGUUGUAACAUCAAAUGCUUCUAAGGUCUCUGAUCAUGAAAUCAAGCAUUACAUCUCCAAGCAGGUUGUAUUUUACAAGAGAAUCAACAGGGUUAUUUUCGUAAACUCAAUUCCAAAGGCACCCUCUGGCUAGAUACUGCGCAAAGACCUCAGAGAAAGGCUUGCGUCAAGUUAAUCUGUUCGGCCCAAACCCAAGCCCACAUGAAUAUGGGCCCAAAUUAAUUAGCCUGGUAUAUUUUUUAUUUUAUCUCUAUUGAUUGUAAAUGCGGAAUGUGAGAGUAAAACACAUCCAAGGCUUUUACGAAAAAGGAAAAACUCAUCCAAGGUGUUGUAAUUUAUAAAUGAUUGUAUAAUUGGAAUGAUUAUAAAAAAUUCAAACCAAACUCUUCUCAUAUCCAA
Molecule: messenger RNA, 1980 nt
Organism: Prosopis cineraria
Lineage: Eukaryota; Viridiplantae; Streptophyta; Magnoliopsida; Fabales; Fabaceae
Product: 4-coumarate--CoA ligase CCL1-like
Exons: 5
Coding region: 119-1714 (531 amino acids)
Molecular function (GO): CoA-ligase activity
Source: RefSeq, a predicted model, not a curated record